This is a messenger RNA of Brienomyrus brachyistius, 3786 nucleotides long. RefSeq names its product major facilitator superfamily domain-containing protein 6-like. Gene Ontology annotation, cellular component: plasma membrane. The coding region runs from base 205 to 2988 and encodes 927 amino acids. The record is from RefSeq and is a predicted model, not a curated record. The transcript has 7 exons. NCBI's taxonomy places the organism in Eukaryota, Metazoa, Chordata, Actinopteri, Osteoglossiformes, Mormyridae. Gene Ontology annotation, biological process: antigen processing and presentation of exogenous peptide antigen via MHC class I.
CUGGUACCCUGUUAUUUUUGUGUGUGUUAUUGCCGCGAGUCUUGAGAUUCUGCGGCGCAGCUCGCCUUGAAUACAUUGUUACAGUUAAGCUUGGGAUGUAUUGUUCUCUCCGAGCGCCGGGAAACCACACCGCCUUUUAAUAAUAACGCGCCACGGUCACAUUUGCGGUCGGGAAGCGCUUAUUAACCGAGAAUAAGCGCCGCUAUGGUCGUUUAUUUAAGCCGUAGAAUUGUGAGCGGAGCCUCACAAAACUUCCGCAAACGCGCAAGCGGCUGUAAGAAAAGCGGCUGUCAUAAGGGCGGAGGCGGUUUCUGUGUAGAUUGGUCGCGUUGCCGAGGUGCCCUUCAGGCGAGCCGACGGGUCCAGUCCGGUCCGCAGCCUCAAUUCUUGAACGCCAUGGCCAGUGACGACCGAGUGGCAAUCCUGACAGACGAUGAGGAGGAUCAGAAAAGGAGAUAUGUCCUGGCCGAGCCUUUCAACACGCUGACCUUGGACAAAAUGAUAGAUCUAGGAGGCCCCGGGUCCAGCCCAGCCAGCCCCACAGUCGAGAGCCCAGGGACCCCACAGCCGCUGAGCCCCGACUGCCUAGAGAGGAGCUGCGUUCGCAUUGACAACCACCUGCUCAUCUCCAAGGUCUUCUACUUCUUCUUCUACGCAGCAUAUGGCUCGCUGCACCCACUGCUGUCUGUCUACUAUAAACAGCUGGGUAUGUCACCCACCCAGAGCGGCCUGCUAGUGGGCAUCCGCUACUUCAUUGAGUUCUGCAGCGCCCCCUUCUGGGGUGUAGUGGCUGACCACUUCAAGAAGGGCAAGGUGGUGCUGCUCUUCUCAGUGCUGUGCUGGCUUGUCUUCAACUGCGGCAUCGGCUUUGUCAGACCCGCUGACGCGACCUGUGAACUGAAGGGCCCUCCUGCGGAGGCCCCUCCCAAUGCCACUACAUCCUCGGCUGCCAACCAUUCCAGGCAUCACCGUGACCUUGCGGCCGUCUUCAACCCAUCCCCGUAUGAACACAUGUCUGCCUUCAGUUGGCUGUCGAGGUUUGAGAGAGGAGCCAAGGAGAACACCUCUGGAAUCCCGGGAGUCUCCACGGGGCCCCCACCUUCCUCAUCUGCUCCCAUGACUACGACAAAGCCGACCACAGCUGUCCAUGCUUCCCAAAGUGCUUAUGGCCCCAACACCUCCAGCACCAACAUGGCUACUAGUUCACUUUCUCCUACCCACAAUGCCUCUGCUGUUUCCCCCAUUCAUGGCCACAUCACCUUGCCUGCAACCACAUCCACGAAGUUGACGGUAACUGUGACAGCAUCCACAGUGUCAACGGUAUCUGUGAUGACAUCCACAAGGCCGGCUACCACGACCACCGCCAAGCCCUUCAUCCAUUACAACGAAGACCAAGUAGAGAGUAUCUUUCUUCUGAUCCUGCUGUUGGUCAUCAUCGGUGAGUUCUUCAGCGCACCGGCAGUGACUAUUGUGGACACAGUCACCCUGCAGUACCUGGGCCGGCACCGGGACCGCUAUGGGCUUCAGCGUAUGUGGGGCUCUCUAGGCUGGGGCCUAGCCAUGCUCUCCGUAGGCAUUUGGAUCGACCACACGCACAUCCGACCUGCUGGGCAGGACCCCAACUGCAGCCUGCUUGAGAAUAAGAACUACCAGAUUGCCUUCAUCGUCUUCGGGGUGCUCAUGGGUGCUGCCCUGCUGGUGGCCACCCAGUUCUACUUCGACAGUGCCGGCAGUGACAGCCUGCCAGACGUUGGGAAGCAAGAGGAGCUGGAGGAAGAUGAGGGGAAGAAGCGGGAGAUGGAGAUGCCCCAGGUGGCCCGGAACGUGCCAUCCCCAGAGGCGGGCCCUGACGAGGCUCCCAGCACCAUACCACAGCCCUUCCACUACCGGGACCUGCUUUGGCUGCUGUGCAGCGUGCGCUAUGGCACUGUGCUUUUCGUCGCCUGGUUCAUGGGCUUCGGCUAUGGCUUCGUCUUUACCUUCCUCUACUGGCACCUGGAGGACCUGAAGGGGACCCCCACACUGUUUGGCAUCUGCUCUGUGCUCAGCCAUGUCUCGGAGCUUGCCGCCUACUUCGCCAGCCACAAGCUCAUCGAGCUGGUCGGCCAUGUCAGGGUUCUGUACAUCGGCCUGGGCUGCAACACGGCUCGCUACCUGUACAUCUCCUACCUGGAGAAUGCCUGGAUCGUACUUCCCAUGGAAGUGCUCCAAGGUGUGACACAUGCCUUGGUAUGGGCAGCCUGCAUCUCGUACCUGAGCGCAGCAGUGCCCCCCGCCCUUCGCACCUCCGCCCAAGGCAUCCUACAAGGCCUGCACUUGGGACUGGGGCGAGGCUGUGGGGCCAUGGUGGGCGGGGUCUUUGUCAAGUACUUUGGAGCACCAGCGACCUUCCGAGGCCUGGGAAUGGCUUCCCUUGUGAUCCUCCUCCUUUUCUCCUUCAUCCAGUGUCUUACGGGGCAGAGUGAGGACAAAGAGGACAAGAUGCUGGCAGAGAACAUUCCGGUACCUUCCAGCCCGGUCCCCAUUGCCACCAUUGAUCUGGUGCAGCACCAUUCUGACUCGCUGGGUCCCCGUCCCGACUGCCGGUUGCCCGUCAGGAAGACGAGGCACCAGGAAGAACAGGAGGAUGUCAACAAGCCCGCCUGGGUGCUGUCGUCCUCGCCCUGGGUCACCAUCGCCUUCGCCAUUUACCAGAUCCAAGAGAUGGUUGCCAUUGCAAAGAACAGCCCCCCCUCCGAGAUCCAGCCCCUCCAGAAAACGAAUGAUGGGCUUUCCACCAAUCCUGCUGAUGAUAAGUCACAUGCACACCCAUCGAAAGACCCUGGCAUGUCCGAGGAACAGCGGACGCCCCCCCAGGAGCAAAGGCAUGCCUCCCCAGUUUUUGGCCAGCUCUCGCCCCUUCCUGAAUAUGACCGUACUGUGGCAAACCUCACUCCUAUCCCAGAGGUGGCAGAUCCCCCCUCAAUAUUACCCUCGAGUGACCAGUAAUAAGCAAACACUGUAUACUCGAGGCUGAGGGGGGGGGAUCUAGCAUGCAGAUUUCUGAUUGGUGACCUCAGCCCCCCCCCCCCCCCCCCCCGCCAUCUCCCUGAGGGAUCAUAAUGAGAGUUUCAUUGUGGCGCUAUACAAGAUAAGAGAGCAGAAGCAACAGAGCUUGGCUUGGUGUGUCCCACGCACGGCCUUCUCUGCGCGGAGUGCGUCACGCCCAGGCCAGGGCUCCUGCCCGUACCUGCAAACUGCAGGUGGUCUGACUGGCGAGGAGCAACGCUACGCGUUUGUACUCGUCACGCUUUUGCAGCCUGCGAGUGAAAACGCAGAAGUGCCUCAUCUAUGUGAAAUUAUCGUCGGCCUUUUCUUAAACAACGCGACGCCUCUAAAUACUUAAAAUGUACAAAUAAAAAUGCUGUAAAUACAACUGGGCCCUGAGAAGGUGGCCAGCAGGUCCUGUCCAACAGGGAAACCCCCAACUUUAUGCUGUACACAUGUAAGUAUGCUUCUAAUGCAUUUCAGCAUCUAGAUAAAGGAUAGCAGAGAUCACUAAACACCGCGCACUGUACUGGUAACUGGGGCGGACUUAUCAUUAUCAUACCUGCAACUCCUGAGUCCCCACCACUGUGUGUACCCAGUUUGGUGUGCCUUUAGCUUAUUGUAUGCUGUUUUGUGGCCUUUUCAAAUCUCUAGAAGGAUGAUCGCUGUUUACAUGUGUUACCGUGAUGUCAAUAUGAUGGUGCGGAAACAUGGAAAGGGAAUCAAGAUUGUUUUAAUAAAGCCAACUUCUUGACCAAA